Trichosporon asahii var. asahii CBS 2479 is the source of this 633-nucleotide messenger RNA. Its product is annotated as 50S ribosomal protein L22. Lineage: Eukaryota; Fungi; Basidiomycota; Tremellomycetes; Trichosporonales; Trichosporonaceae. The transcript has a single exon. Gene Ontology annotation, biological process: translation; ribosome assembly. The coding region runs from base 1 to 633 and encodes 210 amino acids. The record is from RefSeq and is a predicted model, not a curated record. Gene Ontology annotation, molecular function: structural constituent of ribosome. Gene Ontology annotation, cellular component: mitochondrial large ribosomal subunit; ribosome.
AUGGGCUCGCGUACCCUGUUCGACUUUGCGCUUCCAAAGUCAUGGCGCCGCAAUUCGCAGAAGAAGGAGGAGACUACGCCCGCCCCUGCUGCCGCUGAGCCCGUUGCCGAGGAGAAGACGGAGAGCGUGUUCGACGAGGUUGUCGAGGCUGCCGAGCAGAAGCAAAAGUCGCGGCGCGCGAGCGAGCACUCGUACAAGUCGGCGUUCCACAAGAUGUCGCCCCGCAAGCUGAACGACAUCUCGCGCCAGGUCGCCGGCCUGCCCGUUGACGAGGCGCUGAUCCAGCUCCAGUUCUCCGAGAAGCGUGUCGCCAAGACGUGGGUCAAGUCCACGCUCGCGCUUGCCCGUGAUCACGCCGUCGCCAAGGGCAUGGACCGCUCCAAGCUCGUCGUGUCCGAGUCGUGGGUGUCCAAGGGCUCCAAGGUCGCCCGUCUCGACAUCAAGGGCCGUGGACGCAUGGGUAUCAAGCACCACCAGUCGGCGCGCGUCCACUUCCUCCUCAAGGAGGGCAAGACGUAUCAGGAGAAGCUCGCCGAGCGCCGGAAGAAGGAGCUCAACAAGAUUAAGAGCGCAGGCGUCGUUCGCGAGGACGGAAAGAUUAGGAGAAAGGUCAUCAGCGGAUGGGCCUGGUAG